Molecule: messenger RNA, 4240 nt
Organism: Syngnathoides biaculeatus (alligator pipefish)
Lineage: Eukaryota; Metazoa; Chordata; Actinopteri; Syngnathiformes; Syngnathidae
Gene: fyna
Product: FYN proto-oncogene, Src family tyrosine kinase a
Exons: 12
Coding region: 264-1886 (540 amino acids)
Biological process (GO): cell surface receptor protein tyrosine kinase signaling pathway; protein phosphorylation; T cell receptor signaling pathway
Cellular component (GO): extrinsic component of cytoplasmic side of plasma membrane
Molecular function (GO): non-membrane spanning protein tyrosine kinase activity; ATP binding; signaling receptor binding
Source: RefSeq, a predicted model, not a curated record
GGCAGCCACAGGAGCUCCCAAAUCGGCAGGGACGUGCGCCGCUAUUCUCUCUCUCUCUCUUCCCCCCCUCUCUCACUCUUCUUCUCUCUUUCCCCCUUUUACCCCGCCUUUCGGAGAAGAAAGAAAAAAAAUUAAUACAAACAUUAACAGCGAGAUAGACGAAUAGUCACCGGCUGGGAACUCCGAUGGAUUAGUUUUAAUUCCCCCCGCACAGCAGCAGCACCACCACCACCACCAUCCCACCUCCUCUCCGAACCUAGAGAAUGGGCUGCGUCCAAUGUAAGGAUAAAGACGCAGCAAAACUCACCGACGAACGCGACGCCGGCCUAUCGCACCACCCGGGCUACCGCUAUGGCGCCGACCCCGCGCCCCAGCACUACCCCCCCAGCUUCGGGGUCACCACCAUCCCCAAUUACAACAACUUCCACGGCGGGGGCGGCGCUACGCAGGGGGUCACCGUCUUCGGAGGCGUGCACACGUCCUCGCAGUCCGGCACGCUGCGCUCCAGAGGAGGAACAGGGGUGACGCUGUUCGUGGCUCUGUACGACUACGAAGCUCGGACCGACGAUGACCUCAGCUUCAGGAAAGGGGAGAGGUUCCAGAUCCUCAACAGCACAGAGGGCGACUGGUGGGAGGCCCGCUCGCUUACCACAGGUGGAACUGGUUACAUUCCCAGUAAUUACGUCGCUCCAGUGGACUCCAUCCAAGCCGAGGACUGGUAUUUUGGAAAAUUGGGCCGGAAGGAUGCGGAGAGACAACUGCUGUCCAACGGCAACGCCAGAGGCACGUUCCUCAUCCGGGAAAGUGAGACAACCAAAGGGGCCUACUCCCUUUCCAUCCAAGACUGGGAUGACAUCAAGGGAGACCACGUCAAACACUACAAGAUUCGCAAACUGGACAGCGGCGGUUACUACAUCACCACAAGAGCUCAAUUCGAGACACUGCAGCAGCUGGUGCACCACUACUCCGCGAGGGCGGCGGGGCUGUGCUGCCGGCUGAUCGUUCCCUGCCACAAGGGCAUGCCCCGUCUGACCGACCUCUCCGUCAAAACCAAAGACGUGUGGGAGAUCCCGCGGGAGUCGCUGCAGCUCAUCAAGCGUCUCGGCAACGGACAGUUCGGCGAAGUCUGGAUGGGCACGUGGAACGGCACCACCAAGGUGGCGGUGAAGACCCUGAAGCCGGGCACCAUGUCGCCCGAGUCCUUCCUGGAGGAGGCUCAGAUCAUGAAGAAGCUGCGGCACGACAAGCUGGUGCAGCUCUACGCUGUGGUUUCCGAGGAGCCCAUCUACAUCGUCACCGAGUACAUGAAUAAAGGUAGUUUGCUCGACUUCCUCAAAGACGGAGAAGGACGAGGCCUGAAACUUCCCAAUCUGGUGGACAUGGCGGCUCAGGUGGCAGCUGGCAUGGCGUACAUCGAGAGGAUGAACUACAUCCACAGAGACCUGCGCUCUGCCAACAUCCUGGUCGGAGACAGUCUGGUGUGUAAGAUUGCUGACUUUGGUCUGGCCAGGCUCAUCGAAGACAACGAGUACACCGCGAGACAAGGCGCCAAGUUCCCCAUUAAGUGGACCGCUCCCGAGGCGGCGCUGUACGGGAAGUUCACCAUCAAGUCCGACGUGUGGUCCUUCGGCAUCCUGCUGACGGAACUUGUGACCAAGGGCCGGGUGCCCUAUCCAGGUAUGAACAAUCGCGAGGUGCUGGAGCAGGUGGAACGCGGCUACCGCAUGCCGUGCCCUCAGGACUGCCCCACGUCGCUGCACGAGCUCAUGGUGCAGUGCUGGAAGAAAGACCCCGAGGAGAGGCCCACCUUCGAGUACUUGCAGGCCUUUUUGGAGGACUACUUCACCGCCACUGAGCCUCAGUACCAGCCGGGGGAUAAUCUCUGAGUGGCUUUUCCAAACUGUCCGACAGGGGGAGCCAGACACCCAGGUGACUCUAUAAAGCUCAUCCACUCCUCUUCCAAGCAUAAUCAUCAUCACACACAUGCACACACACACACACACACAAAGGCAAGAUGACUAUCAGGAAGGAGAUGGGCCCGCCAUGGAUGCAAAAAACACGACGAUGAGCGGUGUAACUUGUACGUAGUGUAAAUACAAAAAAAAAAAAAAAAUUGCUUCUUUACUUAUUAUUUCUAUCGGUCCCAUUCAACAUUCUACUUUUUGAUAUUUCCGGGAGCAGUUAAUCCACGAUGCAUUGUAGAAAAGCUCGUAGGUAGACUUAAAAACAUGAAUUAAUGGGGGUGAUAUCUAGUGUAACAUGAACAGGCCCCCGCAGCUGCUUUUUUUUUUUUUUUUUUUUUUUUUUUUAAUCAGCGAAUACUCAGAGCGGUACGUAAAUGUCGACACCUUGCCUCGCCCCACACUAAAAGGGGGCACCCCCCCAAAAAAAAAAAAAAGGAUGCAAAAUUUGCCAUCACCCAUCUGUCUAGAAUACCUGCUUCCAAUAUGGCCGAACGAGCCCUGGAAUUUGUGCUAAAUGGCUGCGUCAAACCAAAAUGGCUGACUUUCUGUUUAAUUUCCGGCACGUGUCACUAUUUUUUUUUAAUUAACUGAGUUUUGGGGAGAUUCUUGUCUGAAAUGCUGAUAAUACAAAAAUUUUCAACAGGUUGCACAUGCUUGGAUAAAUUUAUAAAUUGAUAUUUUUUUCCACAAGUUGAACCCUGGAAACUUCUGUGAAGACUUUUUACGAUUGUAUAAAAAAAGUAACGUGAUUGCUUGGAAAUACUGCAUUUCAGGUUUUGCUUUUUAUGGCAACUCGUUAAAGGGUCACCACACUAAUCCGACACACAAAGACAAAAAAUUCUGACUCUUAGCAGUUUUGCGUUUGUCUCGUAUCGCAAAUUCUCAAUUCGAACCAGUCGAACAAAAUCUCUCCAAGUUGUCCCGCUUUGGAGGAAACGCGGAAAAAGCUCAAAUUUGUGUAAAAUUGUCAUUUCCAACCAGAGCGCCCGACGGUCUUUUUGUUUUCGUGUAUCUACAUGUGAUAGAUGUGCUCAUCACAAAUUACCGGUCGCGAAAAUCAAAUGAAGUUUCAAAAUCUCAAGGACAAGUGAGAACCCUCGGAAAUGAGCAACAUUUCCCCAAAAUGGCCACUUUGACCCAAAAUGGCGGACUUCCUGUGACUUUUCAGCCAUGUCGUCUUGAGACUUUUUUUUUGUGGGUCUUUUCAUGAUAAAAACGGCUACUAGAGUUCAUGUUGCAAAAUGAAAGUUGCUUCGGGGGCUGAAUAUUCUAUUUUUGUUUUUUUUUUCUACUUAGUUAAUAUUCAUAUUAACUCUACUACGACUUCUACUACCGCCGCUCCUCCUCCUUUUCUCAAGGGACGCCGAUGUAGUACUACACCUGUUCUUGCCUUUUUCCUCUUCAGUAAGACUCUUUAUUGUAAGGCAGGGUUUCUCAAACUGGAUACAUAAAUCAACUUGAUAAUUUUCAACCAGUAAACAGGACUAAUAGACGUGGUGUCCCAGCUUUUUGUCCCUGGCCUUGUGCAUUUUCUGUCCCCUGCGCCACAGUUUGGGAAACUCUGCUGUAAGGGAAUGCCUUCUACUAAUUGCCUAGCGAAAACUCUUCCACCCUGCACCGAACAUAAAAGUGCAAACGCAAGCACUUAAGCGGCAAUGCAAGCGAAAACAAACACAAAAAAAGAGAAAAGACAAAAAAAAAAAAACCCACCCCUGCCACUUCAAGAAUGCCAAAACAUGCGUUCGAGACCAAACAUGUUUACAUCCUUUCAGAGCGUCGAUGCCUGCAGCGCUUGGGAGCCUUCCCGUGCCGACCCAUCUUGUGCGUGUCUUUUAAGUUGCAUUUUCUGUCACUAUAAUUUAUUGUCUCUGUCUUACUACUUGUACAUUGGUUUGAAAUUAAAAAAAAAAAAAAAGAAGAAAGGAAAAAAAAAAACAGAGUCUUGCCAUCAACCAGCCGGUGUGUCUUCUUUUGAUAGACUGCUGCAUUCAAAUUUUAGCGGUGUGCGGUUUUCUUCCCUUCUGGCCUGCGUGUCAGUCAGUCCGAGCCAACGUGACUGAACGGAGCGCAGCCUGUAUGCAAAUCACCUCCGGCGUGUCUGCCAAUCACAAGAACGCAGACGGAAAACUUGUACAGUAAUCGCUUGUCGUGACUCAUCGUAGUGGUUAGUGAAUUACUGUAUCAGAUGAUUGUAUGCCUGAAAAAAAAAAAAACAGGAGCUUUAAAAUGCAAAUAGAGCCUUUGAGGGAAUAAAGUUUUUUGUUUUUUGGGGGGAC